AUGACCCUCGUUGACAGCGAGGCUGCUUUUGCAGCUAGGUGUAAGGAGAUAUGUGGCGACGAUUCUCUUCACACAUUGCUGCAAGCCUCGGGGGUGCAAACUCACUCAGCCUUGGCCUUCAGUUGUGGAACUCCGAAGGCCCAACCCACGGAAGCAGAAUUUAAGGCUUUUGCUGAUUCCGUUGUCGGGAGCCCAGCGUCCAUAGGCCGCGUGAGCCAGCUCAAAAGACUUCAUUUCGAAUCCUCGACUUUGGUCAUUGCCCAGUUGCGCGCACUCGUAGAAGGGGAUUCAACAGAUGCUGGAAAAAGACUUCCGGCAGCGGAGAAAUCCGCCCGACUUGCGGAUGCCAAGAGGCGUUUGAAAGGCCUUGUCAUCGAGGAUGAGAUGGAGCCGAGUCAUGCCCUCAUUGAUGCAGUUUCCCACAUGGGCGAGUCGAAUGCGGUGGUUUGGAUCCCACCGUCGAAGUGCACUAAGAGGGAUGCCGAACUCAAGCUAGGGCUUCGCGACAAGCAAAAGUACUUGACUGUUCAGGAGCAAUCAGUCACCUUGGCCCCGGCUCCAGAUAAAAUCGUCGCUGAGCAUGGGACUCCCUUGGAGGUCCAAUGGUGUCUCCAGCGCCGAGGCUUGGCUUUCUUCAUGUGCGGCUUCAUGGAGUGGGAGACUCACGAGAAGUGGGUCGCGUCUCUGCUUAGAUGUUUGUCAUCGGAUGUUCCUCCGGGGUACGCACCCAUUUCGAUGCAGCAAAUUUUGCGAGCAGAUUCCGAAAUCUUCUUGCUUUUAGCCCGUGAGGUCAAGCGUGUCAAACCUGACAGCAGUGGUGUGAUGGAGAUGGAUGUUCUUAUGAAUCGGUUCCGUCAUGACCCUCGGAUCACCACCUAUCUCCAGCCACUUCAGCGUGGAUCAGCCUCUCAGGGAGUCGCUUCGCCGAGUCUCGCAGGUGAGGUCGGAUCAUCCUUUCCUGAUCUGAGGCCCAGCAAACGCCAAAAGAAGAGAGAUGCUAAGCUCAAGGCCCCUAUCAAAACUGCAAAUCUGCCUGAGGAGUUGAAGUCAUGCCCGUACCAUGCUGAUUCUUCAGGCAACCGGUUCUGUUGGCAGUUCAAUCUCGGUAAGUGCAAUGCCGAGUGCAAGGGCAGUCCGCCUGCUUGCAGCCGUGGUGUUCACGGUUGCAUGACGUGCAGGCGCUUAGGCCAUGGGCAUUCUGCUUGCUGGUUUGCCCAAGCAGGCAAAGGCAAAGGCAAGAAAGGCAAGGGAAAGGGCGACAAGAGGCAGCACCUCCAGCCUGUCGGCCAAGAUGAGGCCGAAAGUGUCACCAAACCUUUCAUAAAUGUUCACGAUGAUUCCGAACGUGACUCUGUGCUUUCUCCUCCUGAAGCCGAUGUCAACGCGGCAUGUUCCGCGUUCAAUUUCAGCUUCGCUGCGUUCAUGGGGAGCACAUCCAGUGUUCCAGGUGACCCUUGUGAGUCACUUGCUUCAAAAAUUCUUGAGCAUGGCAACUGCUCAUCUGAGCAACUGCUUGAACUCUCGAACAUGCUACCAAGCGAGACUCCAACUCGAAGUGAUGGAGCCGCCCCGUCAGGACGUGCCUUCACGACGGGAGCAUACUACCACUGUGGCACUGUAGGUGUCAGGCAUAAUGCGCGAGCUUACCCUCUGGCCUCGCGUCUCCUUGCCACUCUCGCCGCCAGUGUAUUCUCGAAUUUUCAUUUCACAAGUGUCGGCCUUUUCAAAGAUGUAAAAACUCGCAGGCACCGUGACCUCAGGAAUCUUCCUGGGUCCUUGAAUGGCGUUGCACCUCUUCGCCCAUUCUGCGGUGGUGCAGUGAGGCUGCAUCACCCUAGUGGUCCUGAGGACUUGCUGGUCUCAGCAGGGCCCGUCACGUUUGAUGCGACGGUAGAGCACGAAACUUUAGACUGGACCAACGGUCCCCGUCUUGUACUUGUGGCUUUCAGUGUGUAUGGAAUCUACAAAAUUCCAGUUUCAGAUGAGAGCUGUUUGAGGUCCCUGGGUUUUGCGCUCCCAGGUGUUACCGAUGCAACUGCCUCGGUUCCUGCACUCAGCCAUACGACCACAGCUGCUUCUGAUACUGUCUCUGGAGUCAUUAUAGAUGUAUUCGCUGGCGAUGCCGCCUUUUGCAAAGCCGCGCACAAAGCCGGCUUUAGAGCCCUAGCCUUCGACCUUAAGCCUCAGCGUGCCCAAUUCCCAAUUCAACCUCUCGACAUAACGCAGGCCGAUGAGCUUGCGGUGCUCCUGGAGGUGAUUUCCGAGCACGCAGGUGCUACGUCAUUGGUGCAGUUCACUGUCCCGUGCUUGAGUACCUUCUUCACGUCAAAGACUGGUUCAUGGAGUUUCGCCGAGUUGCUGGUGGAUGCUGUCUUUCAGCUUUGCUCGCAUUGCAGGGCAGUGGGAGUUCCUUUUGCGAUUCUGCACCCUGCUACGUCGCGCUUCUGGCACAUGCCGUCUUGCCAACACUUCUUCCAAGCUGCAGACGGUGAAUGGACUACAUUUGACCAAUGCAUGCAUGGAGGGGCCCAGGAUCGCCGCGCUUUCUGGUGGGCCUCAACUGCUUUGUUGCGCCCUUUACAGGCAACCUGCUCCAAGGACCACAAGCAUUAUAGUCAAGCUGCUUCGGCCCCGCAGUGGCCUCAUUUGCUUUGGGAUCGUGCUGUAGAGUUACUGUGCCAGCACUCAGGCUUCACGCCAACUACAUCAUCUUUGUUUGGCCCUCCGGGUCGUGACCUACGGCCUGCUAUGGGCAAGCAAUCUCGUAAAGCCCGGCCAUUGGUCAGCGAAUUCUGCAAAUAUGAUGCUUGGGCAGUGCCUCUUCGUGCCGAGCAACCUGUGCUCCAGCUCCUGAGAUGCUACCCUAAAGGAGCCCGCGCAGUAAGACGCAAACUUGUUGAUCCGGGGUUGGUUCGGGUUUGCGUUUUACCUUCUGUUGACUUGUGCAAGGUCGAUGAUGUCUUGUCGAGCCCCUGGACAUGGUCCACUAAGCAUUGCAAGCACGAUGCGCACACACCAACCAAGGAUUUCUCUGAUGUCUGCGGCUUAUUGCCUCCGACUGAGCAUUCUCCAGUGCUUGAAGUUGUAUGGAUUGGCAUUCCCCGUGAACCGGAUGACUUUUUACGUCGAGCUGUGGCAGCCGGUCACCCAGAAUCCCUUCUUGAUGUCGAAGCCGAUCCGCACAUGACCUUGCUGAUAGACAACCUUCUGAACAGCAAUGUCAAACAGCCAGACAAAGGUUUGCAUGAAGUUCAGCGUUGGACCGAGCUACGGUCGGACCUCUCCGAAUCCCAGGAUGUGUGCAAAAAGGAGUGGCCCAUCCAUGUGGCGCAGGUUCUGGAUGCAAAGCCAACUCUGUUGAUGGACGAAUUGCUCACCCAGCACGACUUUCCAGAUCGCCACCUUGUGAAGCACAUCGGGCUGGGUUUGUAG
This is a messenger RNA of Symbiodinium sp. CCMP2592, 3432 nucleotides long. NCBI's taxonomy places the organism in Eukaryota, Dinophyceae, Suessiales, Symbiodiniaceae. The record is from the annotation of a GenBank genome assembly.